AUGUGCCACUCUUCCUCUCACCACUAGCUCUCUUUAUCUCUUAUCUCCUCUCUCCUCCUCCUCUCUGAACAUGGAAGCACAUCAGUGAAGAGUGGAUUGUUCCUUCUCUUUUCUCCCGUCAUCUCCUCUGCACUUCAGUCUGUGUGUUUGGGCGUCUGUUCCUGGCUGGGGAUGCUCGUGUCUGUGACAGCGCUUUUGGGGGCAACUCUAGGUACCGUGUCUGGAGUGCUGACACUGUGCGGUCUCUCCCUGCUUUGCAAGAUAUUUAAGAAGGGGAAACUUGAGAGAGGAGAAGAUACAGACCCAGAGAAAGCCAAACCUAGCAUUCUGCACUCUCUCACACAGUUUAGUGUGCAGAAAUUGACAGAACCCAUCCAGCCUCAAGCAUCUUUGAAGUUCCCUAAAAUCUACCGACCCAAAUCUUCAGUCACUUCUCAAAAGGUAAUAAACUACAAAGAUCAUGGACCUGCCAACGACACAUCUGCAGCCAAGCUCGACACCUGUAACCAGGCAACAGGAUGUGAGGAUGUCUUCUCCCUCCCGUGGCAAGCUACUGCAGAUGAGACACCCUGCACUUCUGAGCAAUCCAAUGCAAUGAUGAAAAGAAGCUCCAUCCUAUAUCCCAAACUGCACUUCUCCAUCAGUAUGCACAAAGAGAGUGGAGAGCUACACAUCUGCAUUAUAGAGGCGGAGAAUAUAUCAGUGGAUGCAGGAUGUGAGGGCUUUAUCUCAGGGUGUCUGAGUGUCUCUGAUGAGCAGAAGCACGCCCAGACUGCAGUGCACAAGCUGGCAGCACGAGUGGAGUGGGGAGAGGAGCUGGUGUUUGCCCUGCCCGUGGAGGGCACUGAUUGCCUGGAUGGAGAGGUGGUGCUCUCUCUUCACUGCUGUGAUCGAUUCUUCCAGAAUUCUACUCUGGGUAUCAUGCACUUUAAGUUGGCUGAUGUAAGCAUGAUGUUGGAUGCUGACUGCUGUGUUGAUUUACAGCCACCCAAACAGGAAGUGACAUCAUCAUCUGGGGAGCUACUGUUGUCGCUCAGUUAUCUACCAGCGGCCAAUAGACUUGGAGUGGUGGUAAUGAAGGCAAGAGGACUUCAGUCCAACAAACUAAAAGACAACAUAGAUCUAUCGGUAAAACUGACCCUGAAACAUCAAAAUGCCAAGUUGAAGAAGAAGCAAACACGGCGAGUGAAGCACAAGAUGAAUCCGGUCUGGAACGAGAUGAUGAUGUUGGAGCUGCCCAGCGAGCUACUGGCUAAAUCUAGCAUAGAGUUGGAGGUACUGAAUCUGGCCAGUCCUGGGACCCUGCUCCCCCUAGGCCGCAGUAUGCUGGGGCUCCACACCUCCGGCACGGGCCUGCAACACUGGAAACAGAUGCUAGAUAAUCCACGCAAGCAAAUUGCCAUGUGGCAUCCUCUGUACAUCUAAGAAAACAGUUUAAUAUUCUCAAACACACUGGCACAUCAAUGCACCCCUAUACACAAUGAAUGGUUAAAUAUGUGGUUGCACUAGCCCUGUGUAAAAAUAUGUAGUACUCAAAUAAAGAAAUGUAGAUCCAAUAUAAUGAGUGAACCCAGUUGUUAUCACCUUGUAAUAUGUAAUUAACUUCUCUACAGGGGUUACCGUAAAGCUAAUGGAGGCAGUCACUGCAGUUCUAAUAUUAUUACACAGUAAUUUAAAGUAUUGUAAUGUAAGCAGUGCUGCAUUUACGGUUCCUAUGGUGUUGUUUAUAGUGCCUGUUUAAAAUACUCCAUGCUAUUUUUAACUGGUCGGUGUUGGAGCCAUCCUCAUCUCCCAGUACCCAGCUGUUAGAUACAAAAUAAGACUAAAGAGUACUCUCGAUCAAUAUAUGGCAUCAUAGUAAUUGAUGGCUGGGAGAGGCAGCGUUGAUAUUGUGAUUGGCUCAUAUCUGUUAGGGAGUAAUGCUUGGGUGGAUCAGACUGGGGAAAGGUCAAACCAUUGUAUCCUGACAGGUUUGUCAGAAACAAUGUCGCUCAUAACUGUUCAAUGAAUAAUCGCAACCAAUUUUAGGUUAAAACAAUCUCUGCUGGUUGACGCCCAUAUAUGAUACACAGGUAUUUUGGACAGUAUCAGAAAAGGCCCAUUUCAUAGUACAAUCUGGCUUAUUCAACUGAUAUAUAACUGAUUAUAAUAUCCAGCAGUAUAGUGCAAUUCAUUGUCUCAGAAUGUUUCAAACACAGAACCCGAUUAACCAAUCUGACAAGUCAGUUUAAUGUGGGCAAGAAAGCAGAACAUUCAUGCAUAAUUCAUUAAGCUGUAUUUGGCAUGUCUCAUUAUCAGUUUAGCGACAAAUAAAGCAAUAGGUCCCAAUUAAUACCACCGUUUACAGGAACUGGAACAAUGGAGCCCUGCACACGACUGAAUAAAUAUACAGGGUCUUAAAAAGGAUGAAAGGAUGCAGGUUCAGUCCAAAGAGAUGACUUGUUCCCAGAAAGUUACCUUAUGUGUGAUCAGGGUUGGGAGGUUUACUUUUGAAAUGUAUUCCACUACAGAUUACAGAAUACAUGCUGUAAAAUAUAAUUUGUAAUGUAUUUCGUUAGAUUACUCAAGGUCAGUAACGUAUUCUAAAUACUUUGGAUUACUUCUUCAGCACUGGUAGAUUUUUUAACUUGUUUUGACUAUAAAAACUCUGUCAGUACAGUAAGACAAAAUACACGUUAAAAAUAUAUUCUCUGAAAAACCUAAAUAUCUUAUGUAAUGUUGCUUCUAAAACAAGAUAAAUCAAAUUGAUCUUGUUUUAAGGAUUUUUAGAUAUUUUUACAGUAAAAAAAUUCAAAAAUUAUCAUCAAGAAUACAAUUUUUGCCCUAAUAUCAAAGGUCUUACUAGAAAAAAAGAAAUUAUGAUCUAAUGUGAAUUUUCUUGAUAAAAAAAUAUGAUCGUGCCUGGUAACAUGUGCAUGUAAAAUGACUAGAAUUAGCAUUUUAGCUUAGCGUAAAGCUGACAAUUUACACAAGGUUUAUUUCUAUUUCUUCUGCUCUAAACUUACUUCAAACUUACUUCUCUGUCUGCUCGUAUGAAUGUAACACUUCAUAAGAAAGUGUUUCACCUCUGUUCAAAUGUACUUUGGAUCGCAUCAUUUACAUGUAUAAAUGUUUUCCAUCUGAAAGGACUAAAUAUUAAAUGAAACAAAUGACAAUAAAAUGCAAAGUAAUCUCUUCAGUAAUCAAAACACUUUUUGAAUGUAACUGUAUUCUAAUUACCAAUGAUUUAAAUUGUAACUGUAGUGGAAUACUUAUAUUUUGUAUUUUAAAUACAUAAUCCCGUUACAUGUAUUCCGUUACUCCCCAACCCUGUGUGUGAUUGUCUCUAACAUUAUUGUACUUUAAGUUUCUUUAGGUAAAAACUGUCUAUCAAAAAUACCCAACUAGAAAGGAUACUCGGAUUUGAAACCUAGAGUUGUGCCACUUAACAGGUUGCAGGUCCGAACACCAGAAAAAAUAAAUCAGUUAUGCAGUUUUUAAAUGUUGAAUCUCAUUAAACAUGUUUAUUCCAUAUGAACUUUCAAAACUAAAUUACAAGUUGCUUCCUUUGUCUCUCCACUUUCAAGCCAAAUUUUAGCCAAAUACAACCAGCCCUAAUUUAUUUCAGAAAUGUAUUUUAGAUUUGGAUUUCAACAGGCAAAAAAAUCUACAAUGAUUUUAGAAUGCACGUUAGUACUUGAUAUGCCUAACAAUUGAAGUCAUACAAUCCUCUUUAACAGUUAUAUUUAUCAAACACAAAUACUUGAUAAAUACUACAGCUAUGACCACUGAAUCCAAAUGCCACUGUAUGUAUCAAAUAUAUUGUGCUUCUUGGAUAUAUAUUGAAACUAGGCAUGUGACGGUAUCAAAUUUUCACAUCACGAUAAAUGCUGAAGCUUUUAUCAUGGUAUACGGUAUUAUCGCGGUAUUGAACUGCAUUACAUACAUGGGUUAAAAGAUAAACAAACGUUGUUGUUGUUCUCUUAAUAACAAGUUGAAUGACUUUUUUCAAUGCCAAACUGGUCUUUUAAAUGAACAGAUAACAAAGAACUUUGAAAAGAACCCUGAACAUUUAAAACAUUUUACAACUAAUUGGCUAGAUCAAUAGUAUGCACGUUUUGUUUUUUGUUUUUCUGGAUAGCAACCCAGUUCCUAAUAGAUAGCUAGGCGCUAACUACAAAUUUAAUAACCUCAAGUUCACUCACUUUUCCUGUGCUGAAGAGUAUUCUGAGUGAGUCUUGAUUUUGGACUUUUGUGGACUUGUGGACUGUUUCUGUCUGUUCACUGAAGUUGGAGAUUUAAGAGGACUGUUUUUACUUUGUUGUACUUGGUCCUGUUUUCCACUCGUGGGGUGUGUACCUUAGUUUUCUUUUGUUUGCCCUGUUUUCACCCCUCGUGUUUUCUGUCACGGUGUUUAACGUACUGUUCCAGCCACAAGUAAAGCCAAUAAUGCAGGUUUUUCUCUCCGUGGACUGCCGCAUUUAACGCUGUGUUGCUUUGUUUUAUUAAACUUUUAAAAAAUCCAAUCGCUCCAUACUCAUUUGUCGUGGCCACGCUGUCUUUGUAGAGUUUGUGCUGCAAAUCAUGUAAAAAAAUAAAAAUAAAAAAAAGUAUACUUCCACACAAUCUCUGAGAGACGGGCUUCAAAGUUAUCCAUUUUAACGACAUUAAAUUAGGUAACAACUCCUUAGAUGGCACGUGCGACUGUAAAUAAAAACAAAACGUCACAUCCAAACCACACCCAUGAUUAGUUUUAACCAGUCAUCAAUGCUCUUAGACCAGCCGAGUUCUCUUGAGUCAAGAAUUUCAGAUGUACGCAAACAGGAGAAAUCUCACCAAACGAACACCUUGGCAGAACAAAAAUGUCACUGCACUUUGUCAUCAUUUGUUGGCGAACUAAGCGAAGCCUGUUCGCCCAGUAAGUAUAAAUUAGCCUUUAGUUGUCACUUAGCUUAGAGUUUUCUCUCUCAGUUUUCAAAAACAGUAUGGAAAAAUGAAGAAAACUGUCACAACUUAGCUUUAUCUCACUGGAUUGCACAGGAUGAUUGUCCCGCAGAUGAGCGAACAUGUUGGAGGUGUUCCCGUGUUUUGCUGCCACAUGUUUUACACAAAGGGAAAUAAUCUUCGACCAUCAAUCCCUCUGCAUUUUUAUGGGACCCAAAAUACUUCCACACUUCCGACUUAAAUCCGAUAACAAAUUUGUGCAUGUUAAUUACCGUGAUAUACCGUAUUACCAAAUACCAUCACAUGCCUUGAGACUCAUUUAAUGUGCUAUAACCCACACAGUGGUAACUGAAGAAAAUGGCAAGUCAAAACAGAACAAAAAAAUGACUAAAAACAAAACUUACUAAACAGCAGCUAUAAGCAGGUAUUCAGCUCAGUCACAGAUAUUUGCUGUAACAUUAUUUGUAGUGUGUGUGUUUUAGUGUUCUCUGUUUGGUGUGACCUGGUGACUAUAUAAUCUUAAGUCAAGUCAGAUCAUAAAUUGUUCGUCACACACAAGCAUUAUAUUAAUUCUGAUAUCAUUGAUGAAAAGGCAGGGUGAUGCACUUACAUACAGGGUUUUAAAUUCUGUGCAACGUUUAAUUGCUCAUAAUUUAGUUCAUUAACAGAUCAAAGAAAUAUCAGGCAUGUUUCAAAUAUUUUGAUAGCAAAUUCAAGCUUUAAAGAUGUUUUUUAUAAGUAGUUUCCUUGGGUAGCAAUAAAAUAAAGCACUGUAAAUUUUCCAUGCUGCAUGACCUGUGUUCUGGGUAAAUACAUUAGAUAGAUACCAUUAUUAACUGGACUAUUAAAAAAAUCAUAUAAUCUAUUCAGUGCUGACUUUCUGCACCUGUUCAUUUUGCAGAGAAGCAUGAUCUAUGUUAUAAUCAUAAAAAUCUGACCCAUUUAUGUAUCUUUUAACAGUCUUAAUUUCAUACUGAUAGAAACUAUUUUUAUUCUUAACAUAUGCUUCUUUUUGUGAAACCAAAAGCCUUGUGAUGGUGUG
Messenger RNA from Myxocyprinus asiaticus (Chinese sucker), 5965 nucleotides. RefSeq names its product synaptotagmin-13-like. Gene Ontology annotation, biological process: cellular response to calcium ion; calcium-ion regulated exocytosis; regulation of calcium ion-dependent exocytosis. The transcript has 6 exons. The record is from RefSeq and is a predicted model, not a curated record. The coding region runs from base 172 to 1425 and encodes 417 amino acids. Gene Ontology annotation, molecular function: calcium-dependent phospholipid binding; clathrin binding; calcium ion binding. NCBI's taxonomy places the organism in Eukaryota, Metazoa, Chordata, Actinopteri, Cypriniformes, Catostomidae.